AUGGCGAUCAGUAUACCAGUGAAAUUACUGAAUGAAGCUCAGGGACAUGUUAUUACAGUGGAGUUGACUUCGGGAGUCUCGUAUAAAGGUAAAUUAAUUGAGUCCGAAGAUACUAUGAACGUUCAACUUAAAGACGCUACAAUGACCAAUACUAACGGAUCCACCCAAUACCAGCCACAGGUUUUCAUUAGGGGGUCACAGAUUAGAUUUUUCGCUGUGCCUGAGAUUCUGAAACACGCGCCUAUGUUUGAUCCCAACCACGUUAAACCACCAGCUCCAAUAAGAGGCCCAAAAAGAAAAUGA
This is a messenger RNA of Ogataea parapolymorpha DL-1, 303 nucleotides long. RefSeq lists its product as uncharacterized. Gene Ontology annotation, cellular component: U4 snRNP; SMN-Sm protein complex; spliceosomal tri-snRNP complex. Gene Ontology annotation, molecular function: RNA binding. The record is from RefSeq and is a predicted model, not a curated record. The coding region runs from base 1 to 303 and encodes 100 amino acids. NCBI's taxonomy places the organism in Eukaryota, Fungi, Ascomycota, Pichiomycetes, Pichiales, Pichiaceae. The transcript is spliced from 2 exons. Gene Ontology annotation, biological process: spliceosomal snRNP assembly; RNA processing.